AUGGCUACAGAGUCAGCAACACGUGUAUUAGAAGCACUCUCAUCGCUAUACAGUACUACCGACCGCCGAUCGAACAGGGAAGCAAGUAGAUGGUUGGAAGCAUUCCAGAAACAGCCUGAAGCAUGGGCAGCAGCAGACUAUUUGAUCAAACUGCCAGAUGCCAAUCUGGAAACCCGUUUAUUUGCUGCACAGACCCUCAAGCAAAAGAUUACCUACGAUUUGCGUGAAUUGGAUGUAGAGGCACGUUUACAGUUACGUGAUUCUUUGGUGGAUUUGUUGUGGCAAUUCUCAAAUGGGCCCAAAGCUGUCAUGAUCCAGUUAUGCUUGGCUAUUGCUGAUUUAGCCAUUCAGCUGUUACAAUGGAAGACAGUGAUCCCUGAUUUGGUAGACAAGUUUGGCAAGACGCCUCAUGGCUCUAUUUGUCUAUUAGAGGUUCUCAAAAUCCUGCCCGAAGAGAUGAACAACAAUACUAGAUUGCCCCUGACAGAUUACGAGUACAAGUCAAGAGGAGAGGAAUUGAUUGAUAACAAUGCCAAACAAGUGCUUGAUUUAUUGACCAUGUACAUGCAGUCCAGUGGAAACGACGUUGAGCUGCAAGAGAGGAUCUUCCAAUGCUUCUCCAGCUGGAUCCGCACAGGCGAGAUGGACAUCAACUGGAUCAGCGCAAGCCCCAUGUUGGAGUUAUCGUUUAAAGGACUGGAAUCACCCGAACUGUUUGAUGUGGCAGUAGAUGUGAUUUCUGAAAUCAUUUACGAAACAAGAGAUGUCAACGAAUGUCGAUCCAUCAUUGAGCAGAUUUACCCCUGUUUUGCGGCCAUGUUACAAAAGCUGUCAGAGGCAAUUGAGGAAGAGGACGAGGACACGGUGAGAGGCUACGGUCGUAUAUUUGCAGAAGCAGGCGAAGCCUACAUCAACCUGAUUGGACGACACCCAGAGGCAUUUGGCAUUUUGUUGGACGGCAUCAUCAAAGUGGCCGCUUACAACGAUCUGGAGAUUGUGCCUAUUACAUUCAAGUUUUGGUACGAACUGACGUUGUUGCUGGAGACAGAGACAUUCAAAGCAUCCACACCGAAAUUUUUGGCCUACUACGAUGCAUUAGUAGACAUCAUGAUUGAUCAUUUGCGCUAUCCUGCCGAUCUGGAUUCGUUGACAGCAGAGGAAAGGGAUGAUUUUCGCGAUUUUAGACACAAAAUGGGCGAUACACUCAAAGACUGCUGCCGCAUCUUGACCCCACAGCGCUGCCUGGUCAAGCCGAUGAAUCUGUUGACCGCCCUUUUGAACAACAGCGAAGCAACAUGGCAGCAAAUCGAAGCACCCAUCUUUUCCUUGCGCGUGAUGGGCUCUGAAGUGCCCAAAGAUGAGAAUGAAGUGAUGCCUCACAUCAUGGAAUUCCUGUCCCAAUUACCCGAUCAUCCUAAAAUUCGCUACGCAGCUACACUGGUUAUUUCUCGCUAUUCUUUCUGGACAGAGGCUCACCCGCAGUUUAUUCAAUACCAACUCAACUUUAUCUCCAACGGCAUGCAAAAUGCAGAAGUCGCUGCUGCUAGUGCACUGGCCUUGAAGCAUCUUUGCAAGGACUGCAGUCAGCAUUUGGUGGAUUAUCUUGUGCAACUUCAAUCAUUUUAUGUGCAAGUGACAAAGACACUGCCCUUCAGAGACGUCUUGGAAGUAACAGAAGCUGUAUCCCACGUCAUUUCCGUGAUUCCGCCAACAGAAAUCCAAAAAGCAUUGCAAGUGUUUUGCUUACCAGUGGCUCAAGAAUUGCACGGUAUUGUGUCCAGAGGCAAGGACAAGGUGAUGAAUGAAGAUUGCGUCAAGAUGGGUGAUAUCUUGGAGCAGAUCAGCGUCUUUUUCGAGAUUAUUCGUCCUGACAUCUCGCUUGGUCAGCCUCAUCCAUGCGUGACAUUCAUCACUGAACUGUGGCCAGUCUUGGAUGCAACAUUGGCUGGCUUUGGCCAGGUUGUCACUGUAUCUGAACCUCUGUGCAAGUGCUUCAAUAGCUUCAUCGUCUCUUAUGGGCCUCACUUUAUCCCUCUGUUGCCUCAACUUAUGGAGCGUAUCGUGAAUGUGUUUGCAAACACCGGCUUAAGUGGGUAUCUUUGGGUCUCUUUGAAAUUGGUAAGAGAAUACUCGAAAAACGACGGCGAGCGUCCCUGCUUUGAUUUGGUACAGGGCCUAAGUCAGGCCAUGUUCAUUAAGAUGCAAGCACAACAAGUCAACGAUAUUCCAGAUGUCAUUGAGGAGUACUUUCGUCUGGUAACUGCCUUCUUGGAGAACGCGCCCAGUCUCCUCUUGCAAGAUCCCCUGCUGGCAACCAUCUUCCAGGCAGGUAUCGCAGGGUUGUCCAUCAACGAACCACAUGCUCUUGGCGCCAUCUUGUCAUUUUACCGCAAGUUAGUGGAGCUGUCCAAUAAAUCAGCUGCCGUUGUUACACUCUUUAAGGAAUACGGAGGAAAUUUAACAGCCGUGCUGUUCAAUGGUUUGGUUGAUUUCUAUAACCAAGAUUCGAUUUCUGACGUAGCUGCAUUAUUCAAGUCUUUGGCGGAAAUGCUGCCCAGCGAAACCGCACAGUGGAUGAUGGCUGUAGUGAAUGCUGUUCCCGAAGAGUACAUGUCAAUGGAGAUCAAGAGCGAUUUCAUGGCCAAUUGGACAGGUGCAAUCAACGGGCGUCAUUGGAUCAAAGUAAGAAGGAUCCUCUCGGACUUUGUUGCAACUUACCGUAGAAGAAAUGCAAAUAAAGUGAGAAGCUAA
Mucor velutinosus is the source of this 2751-nucleotide messenger RNA. RefSeq names its product 5'-nucleotidase. Gene Ontology annotation, cellular component: cytoplasm. Bases 1 to 2751 code for a protein of 916 amino acids. The transcript has 7 exons. Gene Ontology annotation, molecular function: small GTPase binding. Gene Ontology annotation, biological process: protein import into nucleus. The record is from RefSeq and is a predicted model, not a curated record. Lineage: Eukaryota; Fungi; Mucoromycota; Mucoromycetes; Mucorales; Mucoraceae.